Molecule: messenger RNA, 2742 nt
Organism: Sapajus apella (tufted capuchin)
Lineage: Eukaryota; Metazoa; Chordata; Mammalia; Primates; Cebidae
Gene: PCGF2
Product: polycomb group ring finger 2
Exons: 9
Coding region: 224-1426 (400 amino acids)
Biological process (GO): negative regulation of transcription by RNA polymerase II
Cellular component (GO): PRC1 complex
Molecular function (GO): promoter-specific chromatin binding
Source: RefSeq, a predicted model, not a curated record
AGCCACCGUGCCCGGCCUGGAGAGUUUUAAAAAUCCUCUUCUCUCCUAUUUUCCUGCCUCAUUAUAUUCUCUGGGGAGUUGGACAGUACGAACUGUGGCCUAACUUCAGUCUUUCCUCCUGCUCCUCAGAGAGAGCUGACGUUGUUGCUCAAGGUUGGGUGAAUCUCCAGAGCCCGGAACCUAAUGAACACUCAUAGGGGGCCAGAAAGAACCAGCCACAUGUAUGGCCCCAGCCCACCCUGAAGGCAGAGAAGGGCCUUGGGCUCAGGGAGGGAUGGGCUGGGAGGUGUGGAUGAUGCGUGGGAGGGGCUGCCAACGCUCUGAGUUUCUGAUUCCACUUCCGUUUCCCAGGGCAACGCUCCCCAGUCCCCCCACCCCUGACCCCGGAAUCAUGCAUCGGACUACACGGAUCAAAAUCACGGAGCUGAAUCCCCACCUCAUGUGUGCCCUCUGUGGGGGGUACUUCAUCGACGCCACCACUAUUGUGGAGUGCCUGCAUUCCUUCUGCAAAACCUGCAUCGUGCGCUACCUGGAGACCAACAAAUACUGCCCCAUGUGUGAUGUGCAGGUGCAUAAGACCCGGCCACUGCUGAGCAUCAGGUCUGACAAAACCCUCCAAGACAUUGUCUACAAAUUGGUUCCUGGGCUUUUUAAAGAUGAGAUGAAACGGCGGCGGGACUUCUAUGCAGCGUACCCCCUGACGGAGGUCCCCAACGGCUCCAAUGAGGACCGAGGUGAGGUCUUGGAGCAGGAGAAGGGGGCUCUGAGCGAUGAUGAGAUUGUCAGCCUCUCCAUUGAGUUCUACGAAGGUGCCAGGGACCGGGAUGAAAAGAAGGGCCCCCUGGAGAAUGGGGAUGGGGACAAAGAGAAAACAGGGGUGCGCUUCCUGCGGUGCCCGGCAGCCAUGACCGUCAUGCACCUCGCCAAGUUUCUCCGCAACAAGAUGGAUGUGCCCAGCAAGUACAAGGUGGAGGUUCUGUACGAGGACGAGCCGCUGAAGGAAUACUACACCCUUAUGGACAUCGCCUACAUCUACCCCUGGCGACGGAACGGGCCUCUCCCCCUCAAGUACCGUGUCCAGCCGGCCUGCAAGCGGCUCACCCUAGCCACGGUGCCCACCCCUUCCGAGGGCACCAACACCAGCGGGGCGUCCGAGUGUGAGUCGGUCAGCGACAAGGCUCCCAGCCCUGCCACCCUACCAGCCACCUCCUCCUCCCUGCCCAGCCCAGCCACCCCAUCCCAUGGCUCUCCCAGCUCCCAUGGGCCUCCAGCCACCCACCCUACCUCCCCCACUCCCCCUUCUGCAGCCAGUGGGACCACCACAGCUGCCAACGGGGGUACCUCGAACUGCCUGCAGACACCAUCCUCCACCAGCAGGGGGCGCAAGAUGACUGUCAACGGUGCUCCCGUGCCCCCCUUAACUUGAGGCCAGGGACCCUCUCUCCCUCCUUCCAGCCAAGCCUCUCCACUCCCUCCACUUUUUCUGGGCCCUUUUUUCCACCUCUUCUACUUUCCCCAGCUCUUCCCACCUUGGGGGUGGGGGACGGGUUUUAUAAAUAAAUCUAUAUAUAUAUGUACAUAGGAAAAACCAAAUAUACAUACUUAUUUUCUAUGGACCAACCAGAUUAAUUUAAGUGCCACAGGAAACAAACUUUAUGUGUGUGUGUAUGUGUGGGGAAUGGUGUUCAUUUUUGGGGGGGUCUUGUGUAAUUUGCUCUGCUCUUUUUGGGGGUGCCUGGAGAUGAACUGGACGGGCCACUGGAGGCUCAGUCAAGCUCUGCGCUGUCCUCACUGUUCCCAAGGCAGAUGGGGUGUUGGGGGCCCCUUCAGCCCCAAAGCUUUAGGCACAAUUCUAACUGUCAAUAGGAGCCAGUUAGAACUGUUCCUCUCCCCCCGUUUCUCUUCCCAUCUUGGCUGCUGUCCUGCCUCUGACCAGUGGCUGCCCCCUGCAUUGUUGAAUGUCCAGAAAUUGCUAAGAACAGUGCCUUUUACAAACGCAGUUUAAUCCUGGGUCUGAGGAGCAGGUGCAGGGUGGGGGUGGCACCUCCCUCACCUCCUCUUCUUGCAGUGGAAACUUUGUGCAAAGAAUAGAUAGUUCUGCCUCUUUUUUUUUCCUCUCCUGUGUGUGUGGCCUUUGCAUCAUUUAUCUUGUGGAAAAGAAGAUUCAAGCCCUGAGAGGUCUCAGCCCUGGAAUUCCACUGUGGCGUUAGCAUUGUGAAGUGCUUCACCCCCACCACCCCUGCCCUCACCCGGGACCCCUCACUAGCAGGACUGGUGGUGGAGUCUCACUUGGGGCAUAGAGUGGAGGCGGGGGUGAGUUAACCUCACACAAGCACAGACCCCAGACUUUGCCAAAGGCACACAGCCCUCCAGCGGCCCCUCCUCCCCCAGCUGAGGCCCGGUCACCUGGUCAGGACAGAGCAACUGCAUCUAAAAGCACAAGAAAACAGAAACCUGUAAGCUCUGGCCCCAGUCCCAGCCCCAGAGGUCAGCAGACCACCUCCCUAGGGACAGACCUGGCAGGUCCUGCCCACCGAGAGUUCCACAAGUGUGCAUAGCUCUGGGAGGCAGCAGGAGUCGAGACUUGAGAUUCCAUCCCAGCCUAGGUGUGUGGGGUUGGGAGCCCCCAGUGGGCUUGUCUGUGUUUGCGCCUUGCCCUGUGUCUGAGGUCCUGUGACUGUGCCCUCCUCUGCCCUGGGACGUCUGUAUCUCUUGGCUUUGUAAUAAAUGCUGCAUACUUUC